CAAUAUCCUCAAGCCCUCUACCAUUCCCCCGCCGAGUUCAUCCUCUUCCCUUUCCGGCUUUCAAUCUUUGCCUCUGUCUCUCUCUCUAGAUCUCUCAUUUCUGGCCUGCCCAUUACCGUAUUAGUUGUGCAGAUCUCUGAGUUUCGGCCAAAGAAUUCACAGAUCUGCGUCACUUUGGUGUGCUGCAUUUAGUAAGAAGAUCAGGAAGGAAUGGACAGGGUGGUGAAGCUUGCAAAAGAGAGUGCAGUGGUCAUCUUCAGCCAGAGCUCGUGCUGCAUGUGCCAUGCCAUCAAGAGGUUCUUCUGUGACCUCGGCGUGCACCCGGUUGUGCACGAGCUCGAUCAGGACCCCAGAGGCAAGGAGAUGGAGAAAGCCCUGGCGCGACUGAUCGGCCGGGGCCCGGCGAUUCCAGCCGUCUUCAUCGGCGGCAAGCUGGUGGGGCCGACGGACAAAGUCAUGGCUCACCACCUUAAUGGCACCCUGGUUCCUCAGCUCAAGGAAGCUGGGGCACUGUGGCUCUGAGUUUCGGCAAACUUUUAGCAGAUAGAAUAACCAGCCUUGGAGACCACAAAAUAAAUCCGGCUUCUUCUUUUUCCUUUUGCAAUCUUAGAGAGAGAAGAGGUGCUUUGAAAGGCCAUGGAGUUUUUAGUUUGUAUGGUCUCGUUUGUGGCUCUACUUUUUUGCAGUGCUUGAUAGUAUCAGUCAAAAUUUUCUCCUUUUUUUCUUCCCGUCUUUGUUGAGGAACA
Nymphaea colorata (pocket water lily) is the source of this 746-nucleotide messenger RNA. Its product is annotated as glutaredoxin-C1-like. The transcript has a single exon. The record is from RefSeq and is a predicted model, not a curated record. The coding region runs from base 211 to 522 and encodes 103 amino acids. Lineage: Eukaryota; Viridiplantae; Streptophyta; Magnoliopsida; Nymphaeales; Nymphaeaceae.